CGAUUGAAAAGCAAAGAUCAUCAGUUGGAUUUAGUUUUCCAUCGUGUUAGCAAAUACGCAAUGAAGUCUUUGCUUCUAUUAGCCAGCGUGCUUUGCCUUGCGCUCAUCGUCUCCGCUCGUCCGUCCGAUGAGACUCCCGAUCAAGAAACAUUAACCGAGCUAAGCGAAGACACUUCGGCAGACGAUACACAAGAAGAAGAGACAGUAGACACUGGUGCUGAAUCAGAUGCAGAUUCUGAGUCAGGUGCAGAUGCUGAAUCAGGUGGAGAUGCCAGUGAAACAGAAGAUGGUACUGGCGAUUCGGAAGCAUCCCCGGAUGAAGAACAUACUGAUGAGAAAGCAAGUGACGAUGGUGAAGGAACCGAUGAUACAAAGGAUGAAGAUACCGAAGGACAUGACGACGCUAGUGAGGAGGGAGCUGAUGGAGCAGAUGCAGGAGAAGAUCAGCAAGGCGGUGGGGAAGGUGGUGAAGAAUCGCCCAGAAAUACUUACCGUCAGGUGCACAAGCUGCUAAAAAAUAUCAUGAAGGUUGGCACGAAGGACAAAUAUUUGAAGUCCUUCGUGUUGGCUCGUCUGCAGGAGCGUUUGAUGAAUCCAACAAUCGAUCUGAUCAGUUCUGUUCAGAAGUAUUCUAAGAUUAAGGAAUGCUUCAGCUCUCUGGCAAAGGAUGUGGAUUCGCUGGUGAAGGAGUCUGAUAAAUCUUACGAAGAGUGCAGCAAGGACAAGAGCAAUCCUAACUGCGGCUCUGAAGGCACUCGGGAGCUUGAUGAAGGACUCAUCGAGCGAGAGCAGGAGCUGUCCGAUUGUAUCGUUGAGAAGCGCGACUCCGAAUGAACCAGUCAGCCAUUAACAAAUGCCUUUUACGAUCGUGAGAGAGAUUGUGACUUAUGCAAUAAAUAAAUGCACUAUCAUUAA
This is a messenger RNA of Anopheles funestus (African malaria mosquito), 915 nucleotides long. RefSeq names its product 30 kDa salivary gland allergen Aed a 3-like. Bases 61 to 834 code for a protein of 257 amino acids. The transcript has 4 exons. Lineage: Eukaryota; Metazoa; Arthropoda; Insecta; Diptera; Culicidae. The record is from RefSeq and is a predicted model, not a curated record.